This is a messenger RNA of Oryzias latipes (Japanese medaka), 8065 nucleotides long. It is a transcript of the gene unc5da, whose product is annotated as unc-5 netrin receptor Da. NCBI's taxonomy places the organism in Eukaryota, Metazoa, Chordata, Actinopteri, Beloniformes, Adrianichthyidae. Gene Ontology annotation, cellular component: membrane. Gene Ontology annotation, molecular function: protein binding; netrin receptor activity. Gene Ontology annotation, biological process: netrin-activated signaling pathway; axon guidance. The record is from RefSeq and is a predicted model, not a curated record.
GUCCAGCACUGCACCUCUCUCUAUUCCUCCCUCUCUUUUGAGCCGCUGCCUCGCGCUCGCUCUGUAAUCAUUCCGCUCGCGCGCAGCUGAGCGUGGACAGCUGAGCGCUCGUCUCCUCCCUCCUCGCGCCAGACCUGCACCCGGACCAAAACCUCCACUCCUCUCCUUCUUGAGGACACGGAAACGUCUUUACGCGUCCCUCGAGCUCGCCACAAAUGCUCGAGCCCCGCGGCUGGAGCCCCCGGACCCGAUGGGGAGGCAGACCAGCAGAGCCACGGUGAUGGGACAGUUUUCACGAGGAUGCUACCUGAGUGCUCCCAUCCUCGUGCUCCUCGGUCUGCGGGUCGUGGCCACGUUAGCCCGAGGUCCUCGAGGUGAAGCCCAGCAGCAUGGUCAAUCCGGGACGCUGCCCCGCUUUGUGGAGGAGCCCGUCGAUGCCUACAUCAUCAAAAGCAACCCCAUCCAGCUGCGGUGCCAGGCUCGGCCCGCUCUCCAAAUCUUUUUUAAGUGCAACGGGGAGUGGGUCCACCAGAGCCAGCACAUGUCUCGGGAGCACACAGACACUGGUUCAGGGUUGAAGAUCCGUGAAGUGAUGAUCAACGUGUCCCGGCAGCAGGUGGAGGACUUUCACGGCCCGGAGGACUACUGGUGUUUGUGCGUCGCCUGGAGCCACCUGGGGACCUCCAAGAGCCGCAAGGCAGCCGUCCGGAUCGCCUACCUGAGGAAGAACUUUGAGCAGGACCCUCAAGGCACCGAGGUGCCUCUGAAUGGCAUGAUUGUGCUGCACUGCCGUCCCCCAGAGGGAGUGCCGGUGGCUGAGGUGGAAUGGCUAAAAAACGACGAUCCUCUAAACUAUGCUGAUGACAGCAUUGUUGAUUUGAGGGGUGACCACAGCCUUAUCAUCUCCGAAGCUCGCCUUUCCGAUUCGGGGAACUACACGUGUGUUGCCAGCAACAUUGUUGCUAAAAGACGCAGCUCCACAGCCACAGUUGUCGUCUACGUAAAUGGAGGCUGGUCUUCAUGGACAGACUGGUCCACCUGUAGUGUCCGCUGCGGUCGAGGUGUGCAAAAACGCUCCCGGACCUGCACGAAUCCAGCUCCUCUCAACGGAGGAUCCUUCUGUGAGGGCAUGUCGGUGCAGAAGAGCACGUGCAACACAGUGUGUCCAGUGGACGGCGGCUGGGGGGAUUGGAGCGAGUGGUCGGCGUGCAGCUCGGACUGCGAGAGGCAGCGCAGCAGGGAGUGCACCUCCCCAGAGCCCAAACACGGAGGCCGGCUAUGCGACGGAGUGGCAGUGGCGACGGACAACUGCACGGGCGGCCUCUGCACUCAGAAUCGGAAGCUGCUUCAUGAUGCAAAGCAACAGGGGGCAGAAUCCAGCAGCGAUGUGGCCCUGUACUCCGGCCUGGCUGCAGGGGUGGUGACAGUGGUGCUGCUGAUCGUCGCCGUCACUCUUUACCGUCGCAGCCAGAGCGAGUACGGCGUUGACGUCAUUGACUCGUCCGCUCUCACUGGCGGUUUCCAGUCUUUCAGCUUCAAGACAUCUCGACAAGCAAACCCACUGCUUAUUAACUCAUCCAUGCAACCGGAUCUGACAGUGUCCCGUACCUACACGAGCCCCAUGUGUUUCCAGGACUCCAUUGACAAGGAGAUAAUGGCCGAGCACUCGCUCCUUCGCCCACUGCCAGAGCUCAAGAGCAAAGGGGCCGCAGAAAGGGCAGAGUACCACGUCAUGUCCCACCCUCAGACAUUUCCACGGGGCUUGGCGCCAGACUACAGAGGGGUUGCUGUGGGGACCACACUGGGUAUAAGAGGCAAAAACCUUUUCACCCCAACGGUGUCUCUGACUCCCAGCAGGCCUCUGCACAAAGCGACGGCGGUGUUUGGCCAUGCUGGAGGCAGGCUGGUGGUACCAAACACAGGAAUCAGUCUGUUGGUGCCUCACGGGGGGAUCGCCGAAGACACUACCUGGGAAAUGUACAUGAGCAUCAGCCAGGAGGACUGCAGCGCCUUGUCCGAGGACGGGUCGGAGGUCUUCCUGAGCCCCGCGGUCACAUACGGCCCACCGGGCCUGGACCUGUCCUGCUCCGUGGCCAUGACCAUCGCGCAUUGUGCAGAGGUUUCUGCCGACAGCUGGACCAUCCGGUUAAAGAGACAAAUCCUGGACAACAAGUGGGAGGAGGUGAUGUGCACGGAUGAGGAGAGCACGAGCUGCUACUGCCUGCUGGAGACCCAGAGGUGCCACGUACUGCUGGGGCAGCCGGGUCGCUACGCUCUGGUGGGGGAGCCUCUGAACCAAGAGGCAGCCAAGCGGCUGAGACUGGCCGUGUUUGGUGGCCCCGAUACCGGCAACUCUUUGGGCUUCACCCUCAGGGUGUACUGUGUGGACGACACGCCCCAUGCAUUUCAGGAGGUGGCCGUUGGGGAGCGCAGCAGAGGUGGCCGGCUGCUGGAGGAACCUAAAAUUAUGCUGUUUAAGGGGAACAAUUUCAGCCUCCAGGUGUCCAUCCAGGACAUCCCUCAGUUAGUCUGGAGCAUCAAGCCUUUCACCACCUGCCAGGAGUUCUCCUUUUCUCAGGUGUGGGCCAGCAACCAGCAUCCCCUGCAGUGUGCCUUCUCUUUGGAGCGCUACAGCCACUCCUCGUCUCAGCUCUCCUGCAAAAUCAGCAUCCGGCAGGUCACAGGAGAGGAGCACAUCCUCCAGAUCUAUACUUCUGUGGUGGAGAGCGAAAAGGCGGUGGUUCCUUUUUUCACUCAGUCAGACUGUACCAUCACAUCCCAGACAGGGUCAAGGGCAUUUAAAAUCCCGCCGUCCAUCCGCCGGCGGAUCAUCGCCACCUUUGAUGCAGCCAACGCCAACGGGAAGGACUGGCAGCUCCUGGCGCAGAAGCUGCACAUAGACAGGAACCUGUGCUACUUUGCAUGUCAGGAGAGCCCGUCCUCUGUGAUCCUGAGCCUGUGGGAAGCCCAGCACCAGGACUCCGGAGACCUGGACUCUCUGGCCAGUGCCCUAGAGGAAAUUGGGAAAGUCCAGUCCCCCAAAGGGACCGGCACAGCCGUCUGCAACGAAAAAGAUUCUGAAUUCACAAAACCCGGGUAGGGUGGGUUCAUGGGGGAAGGAAACACACGAUGAACCUUUACUGCAUGAACUAUGAGGAUCAGGUGUGCCGACGAACCCGUGGAGAGGAGGAGGCGUUUCAGAGCAGCACCUGUGCUGAACCGAGCGGUCCACAGUAAAGCAGUGAAGUCCAAAAUGACCCAGAGACAUCACCGCGGGGGGACCACAACACAUUUAUGAGCGAAAUUUCAGUAAAGCCAUGUGAAAUAAGAAAGUGCUCUCUUGUAGAAUUGGUCAAACCUUAGAUGAACAACACAUGUAAUGUCACAUUGCAUUCAUUUUUUUUUUUUUUCAAAAAAAUACAUUGACAAAGGAAAAUAAAUUCAAAAGUUCCUAAUUCUUUGACAAAUUACAGCAAAGAAAAAGCAUUUUUAGAAGCAUUUAAAGGGAUUGUGUUUGUUAGUUAUGAGCUGUACUCCGUAAAUCCUGGAUUUUCCGUAAAUUAUUUCAAGUUCCUUGAUUUAAUUUUCAGUGGUGCCCACAUUUGAAAUGACCAGCUCCAAAAGAUUUACCUAUAUCUAUUUCUACAUAGGUACAUAUUCAAUAAAAUCCAAAAUUAUUGAAUCAAAACCUUAAAUUGUUCAUAUUUAUGUAUUUAAAUACACAGAAAUCAGAUUUUAAAGUAAACCAGACAAUAAUUUUGAAUUAAAUUGAUAGAUUUUGAUAAAUAUGUUGGAUUAAAACGUGUUUAAAAAGUUCCUCUGUCAUAUUUUCCAUGAAGAGUUUGUUGAAUCGGACCCAUUUGUUUGUAGUUGUCACGUCAAAGGCGCUGUGUGGCAAUAUGGAGAGAAAAUACACUCACUGGGUUUGUGUGUUUGUGAUCUAAGCUCUGAUAAGAAAACUCUGAUGACCCAGCAUUCUAGCAGAAUUUAAACACAUCAUCUACGUGCAAAUCUGAAGACGUGAAGGGAGUCUCACAACUUCUCAUGCACUUGUAACUCUGAUCUGUGCAUAAAUGCGGUUUUGUGUGUGUUUUGUAGGAGCCGUUUUGAAUUCAUAGUUAGUUUUUAUGCUGGUGUCAUUUCAAGUUGUGCGUGGGUAAAUAGUAUUUUGGAUUUGUGCGUUUUUGAUAUUCCAGUGUACAUGUGAACACACAUUCGCGAGAAAACAUAGUUACACACAAAAUCUAUGAGUUAUAAAUGCUCAGGUCACAUAAACAGCUGCCACCGCCUGAAGGGGAGGCAUCGGUAUAAUCUUCAAGAUUAGCUUCUGCCGCCUGAUUUUUUUGAAAAAUCGCUGGCGUGGCCAUGAGUGUAGACGGCGUCCGUCAGGCGUCUGUUAGUCAUUAUGAGACUGGGCCGUCACAGGCCAGUAGCAGCCGGAUCGCCGGCCGGCAGCACCUCUGAUUGGACGAUGUGUAAAUGUCUCUGGAUGGUCACCGUCCACAUCAAGUGCCACUGGCCGCCAGCCGGUACCGGGGUUGCAGAAAAAGUGACACGCAUUAUAAAUUUUAGACAACAUGCCUCCCAAGAAACCCAGCAAGGGCAAGGCCCCAGCGCCCAAAACGAAGGUCGUAGCGGUCCGACCACAGCAGGAGUCAUAUGCAGGUGAGGACCCACAGUGGCCAGAUUGGCGUCCAGUCAUCCCCAGGUCCCCGGUCCAUGUCAAAAGCCCUCGUCAAGUGCCCGCGCUACUACCAUAGGUCAUAUAUCGCGCUGCUGCCUUCCUGCCACCCGCCUGUCACUGGACUGCCACCACCUGCGCGACCUCAAAAUGUGCCUGGGCGACCACUGCCUGAUGUCAAAAAUCGUGCCGUCACCGUAAAAUUGCACAUUUUUCUGAAUUACCUCCAUGGCCGCUGCGUGGCGUGAAAAGAUGUGACUGCCGCCUCCCGAUUACAAACGCCACCGCCCGUAGGAUCUGUGACCUGAUUUAAAUCGAGAAUCGCGCAAAUCCAGAGAGCCUAUUUUCUCUCCACAUGCCAGCAGAAACAUUCCAUUUGUGUUUCUAUGUGAGGUUAUUCUUUUAAGUGACUGUUGGUGGAAAGAAAAUCCAUGAGCAGCUACAUGCGCGGUUAGGAGUGUGACGCUGAACGCUCACACCUUUCUGAGGAGGAGGAGUCUGAAAAACUCCACGUCUGCUAGCAUAUGUAUACAUGACGUAUGUAUCAGAGGACAUUUAUAUGCCGUUCCGCAUGUCAGUCAAUCGACGUACUUCAUCGCAAGGAUGAUGAUCAUUUUUAAAAAUGUAUUUUCAUUUAUUUUUGUUUAUUUAUUUUUUAUGACAUGCAACCUACCCACGUUUCACAUUAGGCUCUCCUUUCCUAACCAUUCUAUUUCUAAUAAUCAGAUUUAAUUAUUCUUAUAUUUGCUAACCAAAGCCACGUUUCUUUGUUUGUUUUUUUCAGAAACAAAAAACUACUUUAAUUUGUAACCCCCACCUUCAAAAAGCCAUACUUUUCGAGUCGUUUUCUCAGAAAUUAAAUAUUGAAUACGUUCUAACCUUGGAGUGAACUUGCUGAAAUCUGUCCUUCUGUGAAGAUUGGCAACUGUCUGUAAAUUCUUUCACCUCAAAUAGACUUCAAACAGUUUGAAAAGUGUUCUUGAAACCUAUUUUUUUUUCUGACUGAUGCGCAGCAAACAUUGCUUCUAAAAUCAAUGCAGACAACUCUGUCAAACUUCUGCUUCUGCAGAAGUCAGAAGACUUUCUGAUGAGUCAAUUGAACGCGUCUUAUUUCCCUUUAAGAGGUGGAGGACUGAAUAGACUGAAAAAAUCAGCUUUUACCCAUUAGCUUUGGCUCAAACCACCAAAAUAAAAGCCUCAGUGUAAACCCCGGGAUGGUGUUUUACUUCAUUGAAGAAGAAAAUCUUUAUUGACAUUAAGGUGUGUAAAAAAUUAUAGGGGUUGUGACGUCUGACCCUUCUGGCUUGACCUAAAAAACAUUAAAAGGGGGGAAAAAACACCAUCUUUUAAAUUUAAAUUGCGCCAAUUAAUUUUAAUUUUGUGGCAAACAUACAAAGAUGUUUGCCUGAUUAUCAUAUGAUCAACACAGAACCCUGAAAGCCUUUAUAAGUUGAGUACAUCUGUUUUAUUUUACGCUAACAUGGAAGCUGUGUUGCUAAGGAAAGCUUAACAUAUUCCUUUAAUGUAGAAAGAUGAAAGUCCCUACACUUAUUAAUGAGGCCCAGACAAGAAAAAAUUGCAAUGGUUGCUAUGGAUCUAUACAUCUGUAUAAGGUGGUAUGUAAAAUCAAAAAUACUGUUCUUUAUACAAUCAUUUUGUGAAAAAAUUGCACAAAAAGAUGCAACAAACUGUAAAAAUGUGGGUUUAAAGGUAAAAAAAAAAAUUUUUGUUUAUAUUAGUUAAAAGGAUUCCUUAUUGAGGCCCCACAAAUAUGGCAGCCUUAUUAGAAAUCAUUGACUGUAUAAGAGAACUGGACUGAGUGAGGGUGAUAUCAUCCGUUGUAAAUGGCUUAGUUCAGUUCCAAGGACAUAAAUUCAUUUCAGUCGCCAUUUUUUCGGACCCCCCCUACCACUUGAAAGCGGGCUACACCAAAUCUGACUGGACAUGAGACCACCUCCUUUUCUGAGGCAUCUGAUUGGUCAAUUUAUAACUCAUGGAAUUUGCACUAUGGAAAAAAUAUCAUAAAUAGUAUUAGGUUUUCUCAAGAACAUGCUUAAAAAAUGUGUCAGAGCUAGAAUGGUUGUUCUGACAAAUAGAAUGACUGAGGUAAAGCUACAUAUAUCUCAGUAAACGUCCAUGGGAUUUCGGCUUCUUGGACCCAGCGGGUACUUCCUGUUUAGGACACGAGGGGGGAGGAGUCACUCAGUCCAGUUUUCACAUACAGUCAGUGGUGGAAAUCUGACCCUUCUGGUUUACUGUUCAUUAUCUCCUUGCCACAAAACUAAAAAUCCUUAAAAUGUGAACAAAUCCAUCCGUAAAUGUUGUCAUGUCAACAAAGGUUGCUAAGGAAUUUUGAAAACCUGCUUUCGAUGUAGAGACACAGAAAUCGCCACACUCAUUCAUCUGACCCAGACAAGGGAAAAAUGAAAUGGUUGCUAUGGAGCUAUCAGCUUGUUGGAGGCUGAUGUUGUCCGUCCAAAUGAAACACGUUUACACUCCUGUCAUUGAGAGAUGUUGACGGAACCGAAAAACGGUUGAAUUUUCUAAUGAAUGUAUACAAAGGCUGUACCACUUUCUUUAAGGCAAGGUGAACAUCCUUUUCGAGUCCAUUUGAGGCGUAUAUAUUACUGAAAUGAAAGUGGCUGCACUUUCUUUUGCACAUGACUUGAAGACUCCGCUGACCGGCCACAAACAGCCUCAUCAUCGCGGCGCCGACGGCCGAUUCAGCUGGUUUCAAAGAGUAACUGUGAAGACGACUCUCCGAGUGUGUUUCAAACUGACUGACGUGGCUCUCCCAGUGCGUGUCAUGCCGAUCCAGACUUUACUAAGAUCCAGUCCUCUGGGUGAUCGAAAUGUUUGGUGUUAAAAGUCUUAAAAGUAUUUUCUCAUUUUGUAGAUCUCCUGAUGAGUUUGUUUUUGUUUGGGUUUUUUUUUUUUUUUGCAUUGUGUGAGUUUUUUGGAGUUGAAAAAGUUUCUUGCAUUCUGGUAAACCUGUGAGCUCGGACUAUUGCAGCAACGUCUGCAGACGGCAGAACCCGGACGGACUUGCUGAAGGGUCAACGCCAGGAUGUUUGACAAUUAUCCUACAAAGCAGGGGAGAGUCAACUCAUCUGUGCCUCGUAAGAAAAAAAAAAACGCAAGAGCUGGAACAGGAGGAACAUUCCAACCCCUGCUGGUAGAAGAUGAGUGGUGUACAUGUUUUUUUAAACCACUCACUUUCUCCCCCCGAAGCUUUUCUUUUUCUCUCACCAAAUACACGGACCUCUCCCGCCCCCAUCCUCUGUGGUCUCAUCAGAGCCUCUUUAAAACCAUUUCCUGGUCAAAAAAACCCCCACAGUCAGUGACUCCACCUGCCCUGAACUAAUAAAGUGACUUUGUGUUGAA